AUGAUACAAUCAAAAAUGAUAGAAAAAGCAGAAGAUUUUUGUUGUUCUAUGAAUCAUGCUCAUCCAAUAUAACUAGUAGUUUGUGAUACUAGUUUAGGGAAGAAUAAAAAACUGUUAUGCUCAUAUUGCAUCGACAAUUUAGACUCUCACCUAAAUAAUGCAAUAAGUUUUUCAAAAGCUUCUAGAAUAAUUGAAGAUAAUCAAAAGAAGAAGGCUUAAUUAGUGGAAAGUGCCAUUUUGAUGAAUCUCUAAUAGAUUUAGGAACUCAAAGAAACAUUAAUUCAGUUAAAAUCAAAAAUCAAUCUUUAAUUAGAUGAAUUCAUUUAAAACUCAACAGAAUGGAUGUAAAGUUUAUUAAAUUUUGGAUAAUAGAAUGUCAAUUAUAGUUUCUAUGAAGAAUUAGAUAACAUAAUUAAUCAAAUUUAGUUUGGAGAUUUUGAUUGCAAAGCUCUACAUAAUUAAAUUUAACGAAUUAAUUACUCUUGGAAUAAAAAAAUAAGUUCUAACUUAGCUAAUUUCAAAUCUUUUGAGUUGGCAAAGAAAUGCCAAUAAUUUCUAUUUAAUUUGGAAAAUUGUAGUUCAGAUAAAGAUUAAAUACAAUAAAUUAAUUUAAUUCAAGGAUAGUAGGAAAGCGAAAUUGUGAAUUAAAAUUAACCUGAUGUAAAUUUUAGGUUAAUUGAGGAUGUUUAGAAAUAGAUGUAAGAUUGUUAUGCAAUAGUAUUUAAUAACACUGGAUCAAUUAUGGUGUCAACAGAUGGAUAAGAUAUUUUAAUUUGGAAUUUUGCAUAAGGGUAGCUGAAAUAAUCGAAUAGAUAUCGAGUGCAUUAAUUAUCUCAUCAUGUUUAAUGUUUGGUGUAUAGCAAAAGAAUGAAUUCCUUUAUUUCUGGUUCUUGGGAUAAAUCAAUCAUUUGCUGGAAAUAAAUUAACUCUAAUGAAUGGCAAUGGUCAUAAUAAUAUUUUUAGCAUACUAAUUGGGUUUUUUGUUUAAUUUUAAAUAAAGAAGAAGAUUAACUAAUAUCAGGUGGUAGAGAUAAUUAAAUAAUAAUUUGGAAUGUAGAUUUAAUGAAAAAUGAACUAACUUUUCUUUAAUCAUUAGAUAAUACCGCAGCAGUAUAUUCCUUAAGUUUAAAUGAAUCUGAGACUAUAUUAGUAUCCUGUGCAAAACAUAAUUAUUUAAUAUGGGAGAAAAUAGAUCAAAGGUGGCAGUGUAAAUGUAAAUAAUCGGUUCCUUAGGGAAACUAAAUAUACUUUAUGAAUAAUCAACAAUUUCUUUGGGUUACAAGUGGAAAGGAAGUUGAUUAGAUUUUGAUCUUUGAGCUAUAGAAUGGAACCUUUGAAUAAAAUUAAGAUAAAACCAUUCAAUUAAAUAAUAAUGAUUAAUGUGAGAAUGUUUUUGUAAAUUUCCCAAUAAUAUACAAUAAAGAUAAAAAGAUCCUAUUGAUAAGGCAUAAACAUAGCAUUUAUUUUAUUAGGAGAGUUAAUGAUGCAGAGUUUAAGAUAUUAGGUUCAUUAGAUUGUGGCAUUGAAGUCAUUUAAGGUUCAAUGACAAAUGAUGCUUAAUAUUUAGUAUUUUUAGAUAGAAAAAAAAAGAAAUAUACGUCUUAUGAGUUAUUAUUUAGAUGA
This is a messenger RNA of Paramecium tetraurelia, 1623 nucleotides long. RefSeq lists its product as uncharacterized. Gene Ontology annotation, molecular function: protein binding. The record is from RefSeq and is a predicted model, not a curated record. Gene Ontology annotation, cellular component: cytosolic [4Fe-4S] assembly targeting complex. The transcript has a single exon. Lineage: Eukaryota; Ciliophora; Oligohymenophorea; Peniculida; Parameciidae. Gene Ontology annotation, biological process: iron-sulfur cluster assembly.